CUCUUUCGCGGUUCACUUUCAACAAACUUGGACGACAACCCCGCAUCCACUCUUGCGUCCCCCUCCCGAUCCAAAUCCACGCCAACUACUCUAAACGACCUUUCGAAGAUGGUCGCUAGCGCCGGGUCAAUCACGGUCGCAGUGCGUGUUCGCCCGCCCAACUCCUGGGAGGCUGCCAGGCUACCAGAGCCAUGCUACGAUACUACAAUUCGAGGCGAGGGUGCCCUUUCUACUCCACGGACAACGACUGCCAAUACUUCCUCCCUUCGCGAAGUGGUCCAAAUCAUCGACGACCGCAUCCUUACCUUCGAUCCCGCCGAGACGGACCCGUCAAAGGCUUUCCUAGAGCGCGGAUUUCUCCCACCAGGAACGAAGCGGUACAAAGACAAGCGGUUCAUGUUUGACCGGGUCUUCAACGACGAAGCCCAGCAACAAGACGUCUAUCAAGCCACAGCGCAACCGCUGCUCCAAGGAGUCCUCGAUGGCUACAAUGCGACCGUGUUUGCUUAUGGGGCAACGGGUUGUGGCAAAACCCAUACUAUCAGUGGCACCGAGACAGACCCUGGUAUCAUCUACCUGACCAUGGCGGACCUUUUCCAGCGCAUCGAUGACAGACGUGACGAGUGGACGGUGGAGGUCAUGGUCACGUUCCUCGAAAUUUACAACGAGGAAAUUCGCGAUCUACUCGCCGACCCCAGCACGCCAUCACCUCGUGGUGGACUUUGCAUUCGAGAAGACAAGACUGUGAAGGUCUCAGGACUGGUUGAACUAAGGCCAAACUCGGCAGAGGAGGUCAAAGAGAUUGUCCUUCUUGGAAAUACGCGUCGGACACAGAGCCCAACACUGGCCAAUGCCACGAGUUCGCGGUCACAUGCUGUUCUCCAAGUCCAUAUCACCCAAAGUCCCAGAACGGCGUCUCUUUCUGAAGAACGCACGAUGGCAACGCUGUCCAUCAUCGAUCUGGCGGGUAGCGAACGCGCUGCUGCGACAACGAAUAUGGGCCAACGGAUGGUAGAGGGCGCCAACAUCAACAAAUCACUUCUCGCGUUGGGGAACUGCAUCAAUGCAUUGUGCGAGAGUGGUGGGGCAGUUCGUCAUGUCCCUUACCGGAACAGCAAGCUUACCCGUCUCCUCAAAUUCUCCUUGGGCGGCAAUUGCAAAACCGUCAUGAUUGUUUGCAUCGCACCUACCUCCAACCACUUCGAUGACACCCAUAACACACUUGUCUACGCCGACCGUGCAACCAAGAUUAAAACCAAGGUCGUUACCCGCAACAUUCUCAAUGUGGACCGGCACGUGGGAAGAUACGUCGAGGCCAUUAACCGUCUCAAUGUAGAGGUGGAGGAGCUUAAAGCGAAACUCGCGGGAAAGAAUCAAGCAGAAAACGACAUCCAGCGAAGAAAGAAGGCGGAGGCAGCGGCCGAAGUAGAGCGCUCUCGCAAGGAUGUCCGGCUCAAAUUCGAGCAAACUACUGCCUCGAUUGUCGAUGGUGCUAUUUGCACUGGUAAACUCUCUGUCGCCAAGAGCAAACUAGACGCGAUAAACGCUCGCCUGAGGCAAAUCAAUGCCUCAGGUCCGCUGUCGCCCGAUCUGGAGGCUGAGAAGGCUCUCUUGCAAGCUCUGGCUGGUCCAGAAGAGCAAACCACUCAAUCCGACUCGCCCCUUACCGCUCGUCUGAAGAGAUCGUCCAACUCGAGCGCUAUGUUUGAUGCCACUAUGCGCGCAGUCUCAGAAAGACGGUCAGAAAGGUUGGAUGAUGUGAGUGGGGAGAAUGUCAAACUCGAAGCUAGAUGCAGCAAAGCGGAGAUGGAGAAGCUCAAAGCAGAAGGAGAGCGCGACUCGUUGAAGGAGGCUGUCCAAGAUAUGUCGCAAACCUUGGUCCACUUGGUUGGGAUGCUGAGUCGCUGUACCGUGUUGCUGGGUGAUGCGGCAACGUCGCUGGGCAGUUCUGGUGGGCCUGAUGAUGUCCCCAGGGUAGCAGCAAUCUUGGGUACAAUGCGCGAAAAGAACGAUGAAGCCUUCACCAAAUUGGUUGGCCACUCUACUGCUUCUUACAACAACAGCGCUGGUUUGACUGAUGAUUUCACGGGAUAUGCCGAUGCUGGAUAUACCCGUCGGAUUAGCUCUGGUCCUGCUGCGUUGCAACAAACCUCGACGACAACUGCUGUGGUUAGCUCUAGACGCUCAUCAUCUUAUGGCUCUCGCCCCUCGACCGCCAAUACCUCCGUUUCCAAUACAUCUGCAGGCUCACCGAGAAGGACAUAUCGAGCACCUCGCAAGUCGCUGCGAUCAAGUGCUCAGCCCUACCGACGUGUCGCUGACAAGGAGAAAAAGAGUGUGCAAUGGAGGGACGAGGCCGGACAGGGCGACUUGAAUGCCAUUUCGUUCAUUCCGGCAGAUACAUCCUCAUCAUGGUCCAUGGACGACAGCUCUUUGCCGCAACGCAGUACGUCUUUGGGUGGCUCAGAAAGUGAAUGGGAAGACGAAAAAACAGACGACAGUCUGAAUUCGGCUUCUGCACCACCAGCACGGUCAUAUGGCUCCCUUGGCGUAGCAGGCGCUAAACGCUCCAGGCCCAGUCGACUUGACCCAGGUUUCCUCAAAUCGAAGACCAAGCGAACAGCUUUGGGUAGCCUUGCGGAAGACGACGAAUCUAGCAGCAGCCCCGAGAAGCCCCAGCGGAUACUUUCCGACGUUAUGAACCAAUUAGACAAUCCCGAACUCGCAAGCCCUUCGAAGAGGCAUACACAAGCCAAAAACGGGAAUCCGUUGGGGAGGAGUACGGGUGGCAGAAGACGUUCAGCCAUUGGUACUUCGCGCAACGAGAAAGGGCGGAGAAGGUCGAGCCUGAUUCCGCAGCUUUCGCCCUCGAACGGUGAACCGAAGCUCAAACGGGUUUUGCUGGCGAGCCCGGCCAAACGAACGAAGCGGGUGUCGCUGACCAAGAUGCCCAAGCUUUCGACAGGCAGAACGUCUCUGAUGGCCAACCUCGCUGCACUUGCGCCAGAUCCCAAUAAUAUCAGCGCUGAUUUGAGCAUGAAUAAGGGCGCUGCCCAAUCUAAACCAACAUGGCGCUGA
Molecule: messenger RNA, 3078 nt
Organism: Mycena indigotica
Lineage: Eukaryota; Fungi; Basidiomycota; Agaricomycetes; Agaricales; Mycenaceae
Product: Kinesin-like protein 6
Exons: 3
Coding region: 109-3078 (989 amino acids)
Biological process (GO): microtubule-based movement
Molecular function (GO): ATP binding; microtubule motor activity; microtubule binding
Source: RefSeq, a predicted model, not a curated record